AUGGCCGGACUCAUGAAGAACAUCUUCCGCUUCUCGCGCAAGGACCCGGAGCCUGCAUACAUCGAACCGUCGCCGCCGCCAGAGGACGCGACGUUCAGUUCCCACCACGAGUAUCCCGAGUACUCGGAGGAGUUCACGCCGUACCCCUUCUUCCCUACGCCUGGCGACAAGGAGCUGAACGCAGCAGGAGCAGGAUUUGGUGUAGACGCUGGACCGCACUCGGGACAGCGGGGCGUGCCACUCGACGUUCCUCAACCACCAGUUCAACCAGUUCAACAGCAGCAGCAACGUCAAGCCGGCUUCGAAUCGUACCCAUACUCGCAGUACCCUCUGUCACCGCCGGGUGACCCUCAAAAUUACCCUCAGGCGCAAGAGCAGUUUGCCCAGAACGUUUUCCCCCCGAGUGGCCUGCAAAACGGUCACGCUCAACCGACCGGCCGUGACUUCAGUCCCGACAAGUUCGCAAAGACGACACUGAAGAGCGCCUCCGGUAUCGCGAUCGACUUCAUCCCCGAGGAAUCCGAGCCGGACUCGGACACGAAUCCGACCCGCCGCCGCGGCUACGAGCUCGGUACGCGGCCGCCGCCUGUUCCGCCCAAAUCUCCGCUCGCGCAGGCAGUGCCGGCAGUCCCAGCCGUGCCGAAGCCGCCAUUGUCGCAGAUCACGCAGGCUUCGGAGAACUCUGCGGCGCUGAUCGAACGACACCGCGACGCUAUCCAGAAAGUGGCCGCGAGGAAGGAAACUGACGAAGCAGAAGCCGCCACGCCACCCAAAACCCAACACGCGAAGCCUACGAAACACCAGCAGAGCAUGUCGUUCUCGGCGCUUGCGACGGGGCAGCAACCUCAAGCCCCCAGCAGCGGGGGAAAGGACAGUGUACUGAGCCGCGGCGCACACAAUCGACACAGCAGCUGGGGCGGCUCCGCCCGCUCCGGCGGCGUAUUCAGUGAGGACGAGCCGCUCCCCGAGCCGCAACCGGUGCGUCAUCCAGCUGCGCCGGUUACCGUAGCUAACGAGCAGUUGACAGUAGAGAACCUGAGUCUGUUCAGCCAGCAGAGCCCGAAGCCGCUCGCGUUCUUGCCGCCGAAUAAGCGGCCGAAGGCGAAAGGCAAGGCCAAGGACAAGACGGGCAAGAAGGACAAGGAGAAGGGCAAGGGAAAAGGCAAUGAGAAAGAGAAGGCAAAGGAGGGUAAGAGCGACAAGCCCGUCAUGUUGGACAAAGUGGACAAGGGUAAAGGCAAAGCGACCAACGAGGAGCUCGACGCCCUCUUCGACAACAGCAAGUUUGACCUACUCCAGGCGCUCGAGAACGUAGACCGGUUCCGCGCCGAAGGCCCCGGGGCCGAUAACAUCGCGCACAUGCGCACGCUCGCCAUGUUGAGUGCGGCCACGGGUGGGGCGCUGAACAACUUCAACGUCCCCGAGCAGAAAGACGCAAACACGAGCGGCGAGAACAGCGGUGACGCUGGUGAAGCCGGUGGCGACGCUGACACCCUGGGCGAGACGGGCGACAAGCGCAGGAUGCACAACUCAUUCCACACGACCACCACCGAGAGCUUCGGGCACAUCUAUCACCGCGACGGCCGGCCAGUCCCGCCGCCCAACGCCGGGCCCUCGGGGCGCUUCUCGCACCAUCGCCAUCACUCCUCGGGCGGCGCGCUGGCUGAUAUCAGCGAAGCUACCGAGAGUCGCGAUGCGAAGCACCAGGUCACGACCGUCGAGGACGUCCCGGACGUGCCACUCGGCGCUCGGGCUCCAGGCGCAUCGGUCAGCGCCGCUCCACCAGCAGCUCCAGCGCUGCCGGUGGUCACCGCACCAGUGCGCCCAGCCACCCCCGAGGUGCCAGAGCCCGAGAUACCCGAUCUCGAGCGCGAGAUUCUGCAAGCCGGUGCACCCCCGCCAUCGACGACGCCCGAGUCCGAGGCCAGCUCCUCAUUCACGAAGCUGCAGGGAUUGCUGGACCGCUCCUCGUUCCACGACGAGGUGCUGUGCCAGCUGCUCGACGCGAUCCACAACCGCCUCAUUGGCGAGGAGGCGCAGAAGGCACUCAUCCGGGCUGCCAAGGCUCGCGUGAUCGAGCUCAAGGACAUGAAGGCGCGUGGAGAGGAGAUACUGCUUAGUCCGCCGCGGGGCAGUACAAGACCGCUGAAGAUUAACAAGAGGUCAAAGCCGGCCAAGAAGGAGGAAGCUGAGAAGGACACGACGGAGAAGGAGAAGAAUAGCCUCGAGCCUCCAGCCAUGACUCGCGAGCCGUCCCAGGACCUCCCCUCCGUGUUGCACACGCCGACGGAUGAACUUGCGAGCUCUGGCCCGGCCAGCUCUAGUCGCUCAGCGACCGACGGAUACAUGCCCCGAACGGAGACUGAUAUGAUGCAAGACUGGACCAAGAAGAACGGUCUGAAAUCCUGGGCCUUCAAGCCAGCCAGGAAGAAGACAGCCGCCACCACAGACUCAACCGGUCUUCCCUCCCUGCAUGGCACGCCGUUCACGACCGGCCCGAACCCGACACCGAUGCACCGUGACCCGACUCCCCCGGGUUCUUACGACGCGCAUCUUCAGAAUACGUACACGGCGCCGCGCAAAUCGAACCCGUCGCCAUGGACUGGGGGCUCAUACGGCGCAACAGGUGUGCCAUCCCAUGGCCCUUCGACGUCGUUCGGCGGCCAUCCCGGUCAGGACUUUGGCGGUCCGCUGCCACAGCAGAACUUCAACUCGUUCGGCCGCGGUCACACGCCGGCAGCGUCUUGGAGUGGUCCCGAUGGGGCAUACACCACUCCAGCAUUCACUCAACCGCCUCGCGACGCGCGGGAUACGGACCAAACCUACACGAGCCCCGAGAUGGCUCGCGCUGGUCCCAGUUUCGGUGGCCUGCCUGGGCCUUUCGCUGGCAUGAACCCCAUUCCCCUCGCCGGUCCAAGUGCGGGGUUCGACGCGCCGUACCGGGUGGAACGUUUCUCGAUGCCCGUGUCUGACGAGGAGCUGCGCACGACCGCGGAUAUCAUCAACGGCACGCGUACAUUUGUCGUCCCCAUUGGCAGCCUGAGUGGCCCAGGCGCCUUUGACUUCCUCGACGGGCCGUUCCCACUCGGCUUCGCUUUGCCUCACCCGCAUCCAGAGCAGGACCCCUGGGACAAGUCGGCGAGCAUCCACACGCUGUACUCGGAACUGCCGAAGGAGUCCACCCCGCCCACAAAGAAGGACGGAGACGCCGGGUCCGACACGAGCCGCGCGCCAACGGUGCCGCCCAAGGACACGCCAAAGAUCUCUCAGAAGACGGUGCCGGCCACUCACCCGGACACGCCGAAGACUGCCCCUGUUGAGGAGAAAGCUAAUACAUCAAAGCCUGCCUCCCCCGGGAAGACGCCGCGCAUGGCGGACCUGCACCUACCGUCUGAUCCCGGCGCAGCGCCUGCAAUCAGACUCCAGGCGCCAACGACAACGGACCCAACGGCCGUGACGGCGAGCAAAUCGACCUCGACGCCAGCAACGGACGUAACGGCACACAGCGCUGCGAACUCCUCAUUCGAGCGGCCAAAGUGGGACGCAGCCCCGCGCGAGUCCUUCAGGACGGCCCAGACCCAGCCUCAGCUGCCGGCCUAUCAGUCUCAGCCGAGCUCGCCGCAAAAGCCCACCGGACAGCCCUUCUUCCCUCCCAAUAAUCGGUCCGCUCCGUCGUCACCGAAGAAGACCAGCGCGCAGAAGACAUCCAACGGUGGGCCCAACGGCACGCCAGUGUCUGAAAAGGCACGGAAAGAGAAGCAAGCGAAGGAGCCGAAGCGCCACUCGGGAGGAGACAAUAGGCAGCCUCAGAGCGCCGCACCAUCAUACUCGACCACGCACACUCUGCGAGGAAUCGGGAGCGUCAUGUCCCCCGAGACGAUGACGACGAACAUCUCUCGCGAGCUGAAGCAGCCGGACCAUAUCACGGAGCGGUUGUAUGCGUGGGCGAGGGAGAAGUCCGAGGUCGACUUUGUGGAGACAUUGGAGCGGCUCUCGGGCGGUGACGAGAUCCGCGAGUUCCCGCUCACAAUAUUCACACUCCAGACGUGGAAGCGCUACGUCAAGGCUAAACUGGAGCGCGGGGCAGAGUGUGACCGCCUCCUCGUCCCUCCAGAGCUGUGUGAUACCAUCAACCGGGCAGUUCAAGCCGAAUACAACGACGCAGCCAACUACCUCCUGCAAGCGUGGGCGCCGUUUGGGCGGGAGCGCGCGCCGCGUCUCAUCAUCAGCCUGCACCGGCACGGAGUCCACCCCAUAGCUGACAGCAGCCUCGAGCGACGAGUCACCCGACCCCCGCCCGCACCUGUGGUGGAACGCGAUCGCGCGCGCGUGGCCGGACCUGACUCUGCCUGA
This is a messenger RNA of Trichosporon asahii var. asahii CBS 2479, 4353 nucleotides long. RefSeq lists its product as uncharacterized. The coding region runs from base 1 to 4353 and encodes 1450 amino acids. The transcript has 12 exons. NCBI's taxonomy places the organism in Eukaryota, Fungi, Basidiomycota, Tremellomycetes, Trichosporonales, Trichosporonaceae. The record is from RefSeq and is a predicted model, not a curated record.